Messenger RNA from Argentina anserina (silverweed cinquefoil), 2302 nucleotides. RefSeq lists its product as uncharacterized. Lineage: Eukaryota; Viridiplantae; Streptophyta; Magnoliopsida; Rosales; Rosaceae. The coding region runs from base 78 to 2150 and encodes 690 amino acids. The record is from RefSeq and is a predicted model, not a curated record. Gene Ontology annotation, cellular component: nucleus; RNA polymerase III complex. Gene Ontology annotation, biological process: tRNA transcription by RNA polymerase III. The transcript has 13 exons.
AUCACUCACUCUCACACGGUGCUGCCUUCCCUUCCCGCCGUUCAUCGGAGGAUUAAAACCCCCGGAUUCCGGUGAGUAUGGACCUCGACGACCUAGACGGGCCGAGCAAGCCUGCUAGGGUCUCCAGGUUCAUUCCACGGUCCAAAAACGCCCCGCCGAGACCGAAACCCGAACCCGCCGUAAAAAAAGAGCCCUCGAAACCGGUCCCGAAGUCCGACCCGAAGACGCCGCAGCUACUCCAGCCCAAGCCCGAAGCACUCGAUGACGCGGCGGAGAAGAAAGAGGAGAAACAAGAAGAAGCAUGCGCCGACGGAGAUGACUCCAACGGCGCCGUGAAAAUGGAGACCGGUGAAGAGCCGACGGUGGAGGACGACGAUCCUUUGGAAGAAGACGACGAUGAAGAUGUCGUCGUUCGUGAAAUUGACGUGUUCUUUAAUCCUAAUGUGGAUUCCAGCACUCAGUUAUACGUGUUGCAAUAUCCGCUGAGGCCUCGGUGGCGGCCGUAUGAGCUGGAGAAUCGAUGCGAGGAGAUUAGAGUGAAGCCUGGCACUGCUGAAGUGGAGGUGGAUUUGUCUAUUGAUCUUUACUCGAAGAACUGUGAUCAAGAGUUUGCUGACAGGCUCAAAAUGACAAAGCAGACUUUGGCUACGGAAUGGGGUCCCUGCCGUUCAACUGGCUAUGCCGUUGGGGUUUUGAUGGGCAACAAGUUACACUUGAAUCCUGUUCAUGCAGUUGUGCAGCUCCGACCAUCACUGGACCAUUUAAAGCCUGGUGGCUCAAAAAGGAAAGGCAGGGUCACUGGGGAUGUAGAACUUACAGUUAAAAGAGAAAAUGUUAGUGAGGGAAAUUUUUUGCCUUCAUCAAAGAAACAGAGCAAGCGUGUGGAGUCCUCAACUGAAGAUGAAGAGAGUUGGGUUCCACUUCAGUACCAUGGCUCAGAAAGUGAUUUUUCGGCUAGAUAUUUAAAAAGAAUGGUGGCACAAGACAUUUCUCCCAUAGAUUUUACAAUGACUCCGUAUGAUUAUGUUAAUUCCUUGUGUCCUAGAACAUGCAAAGGUUCUUCCAAAAGGGCUCUACUGAACCUGCCUCUGGAGGAGCGCAUCCAGACGUUGCUUGUUAAGGAACCUGUAGCUCGUCGAUUCAGUGAUCUUAAGAAGUACUAUGCUCCUCGGAACCAGGAUAAAGAACUCUUGGAUGUCCUUCAAAAGAAUGGCCUGUUGCUGCGUGAUCUCUGGGUUCCAAAAACUGCAUUGCUAUAUCCCAAGAAAGAGGGCUCUUCUAGAAAGAAAGAGGAUGAUAAUCUCCGUACUGCUAGAAAUUUCAUUCUAAAUUCAUUCAAGAAGAACCCUGUAAUUAGUUAUUCAGAACUAAAUGUCUACCCACGCCUAAAGCCACAUUUUGACGAAACCUUGAGAUUCUUAGCUGUCUACAGACCUUCAACUCGAGAUUGGAAAUUGAAAGAGCAAUCAGAUGUAUCAUUUGCAGAACUCUAUCCAGAGAUUCAUGAAAGCCAGGAACAGAUAUGGGAAAGGAUGGACAAACAAUUGGUAGAAGCCUUAAAGCCUCACCGUGAUUUGAAGAAUGCUAGCAUAAGUAAGAUUGGGAAAUCACCAUAUUUUGAUAAAGGUCCUAGUGAAAGUGCAAGCAGAAUUCCCAGUGGAGGAGUGAGAACCAUUUCAGAUGAAACUCGAGCAGCUCUACCUCAUUUCAUCAAGGAAGUUUUUAAGAAAUACAAGGUUUGCAACCUUCAGCUGAUACGUGAUGGAUUAUCCAAAUUGACAGUUGAAGAAUUCAAUAUGCCAAAAAAUGAUCCUAAGAGUAAAAUGUUAAUAGCUGCAAAGAAUGCCUCUGAGGCUCCUCUAGAAGUGAUACAGAACUUCGUAACUCAAGUUGCAAUAGAGAUUGGUGGUGUGUAUGUUUUGAAAUCUUCGCCAGAGCACCCAGAGCACGAUCAAUUAAGGAACGUUGUAAUUAAACUUCUACAAGGUAAGAAUAAAGGGCCACUUAAAAAGCUGGAUGUUACGAUAGCUGCUCAGGAGGAACUUGGGAGGGAAAUCACGAAUAAUGAAUAUAGCAAGGUCAUGAAUGAUAUUUGUGUGUCCAAGGGUUCUCAAUGGUACCUGAGAACGGGGGAUGGCGGUCCGAAAUAACACCGAAGAACUGAGGAUUGAAUCGACGAUGUUAUUAGUUUUUGGGGUUCCAGGAAACCAUGUUGUAGAUUAUUGUUUGUGCCAACACUUCUAAGUGUAUCUGGAUGAACUUUGAUAGAUUUAUAGAGCUUGCAUGUUUUCUGUGGUUGAAA